AUGGUUUCGAUUAAUCAAACUACCGUAACAGUUCAUACAAUUAAAUCUUCUUAUUUAAUGCUAAAGUGGACGGCUAUUGUAAACAAAGGAUCGGUAUGGGCGAGUAAUAUUAGUGGUUGCGGUAUCCCCCACAUUUCUAUUCCUUCUUUUUUGCGGAAACAUUUUAUUUAUCAUCCACUGAAAAAAAUAAGACGUACUGAUAACAACAGUAAAGAAGGUCAUAAAACUGAGAAUUAG
Messenger RNA from Clunio marinus, 237 nucleotides. The record is from the annotation of a GenBank genome assembly. NCBI's taxonomy places the organism in Eukaryota, Metazoa, Arthropoda, Insecta, Diptera, Chironomidae.